Molecule: messenger RNA, 1043 nt
Organism: Cuscuta epithymum
Lineage: Eukaryota; Viridiplantae; Streptophyta; Magnoliopsida; Solanales; Convolvulaceae
Source: the annotation of a GenBank genome assembly
AACGUGGGGAAAUUUUCUUCUUUUACCGGCCAAAAGUCGGCAAGGAAGAAGCCCACGACAGGGACGAGGUUCAACGACUCUACAUAGUUCUCCGACCAGAGUACUCCGGCAAGAGGGAUGUGGAAGUAAAGCAAGAACACACCUCCGGGAAGGAAGGAGCUGAGCUCGGUGAUCACACCGGCAAAGACGAACAGACCCGUGACCUCACAUCGGAGAAGAAGGAUGAAUCACACGUCGAGGGAGGACAUGGGUGCCAAGAAAUCAACAUCGAGAAGCUGCUGCUGCUCCGGUUGAAUCUCAUGGGGAGGAAGACUGCCCGACCCGUCGGGCGAGAAAUCUGGUCACAGUCCACAUUGAGGAUUCGUGGAGAUGGUGACGACAAAAACAGAGGACGUGAGAGCGGUUUUGAAGGGGGAGGAGUACUAAACUUUGACCAGAGGUCACCGGACGGUGGGCCAGCGAGGGCUGCCGGCGAGGGAAGAAAAUGCACACCCAUUUAGUAUACAAGCUGGAAUUCCCGGCGGAAGAUGGGAGGAACGAGCCGCAGCCCGCAAGAGGAGCUUAACAUAAAGAGAGAAGCUUCGUUUAUAAUUCAGAUCAAGAACCCCGAAGAACAAAGCGGGCGUGGGGGCUGGAGAGGGCUGCAGAGGAAGAGGAGGGUUGUGUUUCCGGCACAUCUGAGGGGUGUGAGUUUCUGCUAAUACCGGCUUCUGAUAACAUUGAUGAGGAGCUGAGACGGGAGGUGAAGGCGGAAGUAAAGGAUAUGUAGGGCCACCACGAGCCCUGUUCGUCCGGUUUGGUCAGCGCUUUUGGCGGGGAGGCUGCCGCCAUCACUCCUCUUCUCAAAGGCACCUGGGCUUAAGAUUAUCAAUUAGGGAAAUGCCACCACCAUAGCCUACAUAGCUUUUCUCCAGCUGCUUGCCGUAAUUUUAUCCUACAUAAGCUUCUUGUACAUCCCAUGCUACUUCUGUACUGUAUGUCUGUAUGUCUGUAUGUUUCUCUUUGUGUGUGAAGAGACAUUGAAUGUUUUCGAGAGAUAUGUG